Rattus norvegicus (Norway rat) is the source of this 4800-nucleotide messenger RNA. RefSeq names its product cellular communication network factor 4 (gene Ccn4). Gene Ontology annotation, biological process: regulation of cell differentiation; regulation of multicellular organismal process; signal transduction. NCBI's taxonomy places the organism in Eukaryota, Metazoa, Chordata, Mammalia, Rodentia, Muridae. Gene Ontology annotation, cellular component: extracellular region. The record is from RefSeq and is a predicted model, not a curated record.
UCUCCAACCCCCACAACCAUGACCUUCACCCCAGCACCACUGGAGGAAACGAUUACACGGCCGGAAUUCUGCAAGUGGCCGUGUGAGUGCCCACAAGCCCCACCUCGCUGCCCACUGGGUGUCAGCCUAAUCACAGAUGGCUGUGAAUGCUGUAAGAUAUGUGCCCAGCAGCUUGGGGACAACUGCACAGAGGCUGCCGUCUGUGACCCACACCGGGGCCUCUACUGCGAUUACAGUGGGGACCGCCCGAGAGGUGGUCGGUGUGGGCUGUGUCCUGGAUGGCGUGCGCUACACCAAUGGAGAGUCCUUCCAACCCAACUGCAGGUACAACUGCACCUGUAUUGAUGGCACCGUGGGCUGCACACCACUGUGCCUGAGCCCCAGGCCCCCACGCCUCUGGUGCCGCCAGCCCCGUCACGUGAGAGUCCCUGGCCAGUGCUGUGAACAAUGGGUAUGUGAUGAUGAUGCCAGGAGGCCACGCCAGACUGCACUGCUGGACACCAGAGCCUUUGCAGCUUCGGGUGCAGUGGAGCAACGGUAUGAGAACUGCAUAGCCUACACUAGCCCCUGGAGUCCCUGCUCAACAACCUGUGGCCUAGGUAUCUCGACUCGCAUCUCUAAUGUCAAUGCGCGGUGCUGGCCAGAGCAGGAAAGUCGCCUCUGCAACCUGCGGCCAUGUGAUGUGGACAUCCGACCACACAUCAAGGCAGGGAAGAAAUGCCUGGCUGUGUACCAGCCAGAGGAGGCCACGAACUUCACUCUCGCAAGCUGUGUCAGCACACGCACCUACCAACCCAAGUACUGUGGAGUCUGUACUGACAAUAGGUGUUGCAUCCCCUACAAGUCUAAGACCAUCAGUGUUGAUUUCCAGUGUCCAGAGGGGCCGGGUUUCUCUCGGCAGGUCCUAUGGAUUAAUGCUUGCUUCUGCAACCUGAGCUGCAGGAAUCCUAAUGAUAUCUUUGCUGACUUGGAAUCUUACCCUGACUUUGCAGAGAUUGCCAACUAGGUAGGUGUGUGGCUUGGAGAACAGCUCCAUGUUGCAAAGCAGUCAGCCCUCUGUGGCCCAGGACUUCACAAUUGAGCCUUAUUUCAUCUACUUCCUCCUCAAUUCUGCAUUCCCUGACCCUGACCCUCAGUUUCUGUUCCUAUUUUGACCGUUCCAAUGGCCCAGGAAAGUGCUGCUCAGGCUCAGACAAUGGGUCCCUCCUUUGGGACAUUCUAUAUCACUCCAAAGAAAACACCUCUCUGAACUGUUCACAAUGAAAGCCAAGCCUGACCCCAGCCAGUCUGGCUCCAACCUGUGCAAGUUGUCAGAAAUCCUAAUGGGACAGUCCAAGGAAAAAACAGCAACUGAAGAACCAGAAUCACAGACUCCCUCUUCAGAUGCCCAGCCUGAGGAUGUUGAGAUCCUUUCAGACACAUGGAUGGGAUUGGGGGAACGGGAAUAAGCUAUCAUCCCUUACCAAAUGAUACUAUCCUGGGAAUUUCUGCCCACAACAUACCAAAAGUGCUCUUAUUCCAAAGAUCUAUGUAUCACAAGUCACCAAACAUGUUCUAGGUGAGGAAAAUACUUGCACCAUUUUGAUUUGAAAUUGAAAAUCAUAUUUAAAAGAAGAAAAAGAAAAGGAAAAAAGCCAUUUUCAUUAACCUGGGCAAUUUCUCCUCUCACCCCAUACAAUAUGAAAGGCUGAAAUUGGGUUCAUGUUGAUCAGAAAUACAAUUUGAGAAGUUUUAUUCUUGCUGGUAGAUGGCAGUCCCCAAUUCAUCCUAUAAAGAUGGGUCUAAAUAAGCCAAUCUCACAAGUCACAGCUAGUCAGCUCACUGAAUUUGCUGCUGACCAAGUUCUUAGGACAAUUAGCCAAAUCUGGGCCUCUCUCUCCCUAGGGCUCAUGGGAGUAGGUAGGGACCUUACAGUGACUUGUCUGUUGUAUCAAAAAGUAAGGUGAAACAGUGGAAUGAUGGGAAGAUGUCCUCAUGGGCCUUAGAAGAUUCUUCUGAAGUCUACACCAGGCCUAACAGAAUACAUGCAUCGAACCAACAAGCGGUUCACCCUUCCUUGACCUGGGUGGCCUCUAACAGGAGUGGCAAGGCCACAAUAGUCCCUGGGCCUAGGACACAUCUCUUUUGCUUCACUGACCUAUUGCACACAGCCUUAACAUCUGUGAAGAAAAAUAACUCAGUUUCCUAGUCUGAAGACAAGUUAACCAGGCAUUUAGACAUGGAGAUCUAUUUAACAGUGGUAAACACUAAAGUUUGUAAGUUGAAGAGAGAGAUUUCUCCUAAGUGCUAAUGAGGUUGUUACCUAUUUUAGCAGUAGAAUGUAAAAUUUUCCACUAUCGUUCUUUUAUUGGGUACGUUCUACGUGCUACCCAUUGUUCUCAACAUUUGCCACACAUUUACUCAUGGAAACGUUGUGAUAACAUGGAAGGCUUACCUUCAUGAUUUCUGUUCUUGACACUGUGAAAUAGAAGCUCAAAGAGGCUAAGAAAUUCAAUCAAAGUUACCCAUCUGGAGAUUCAUAGCCCAGAUAGUUUACCGUCAUAUUUUCUCUCUGAUUCUGGACUUUCCAAACAUGUCAGGGCAGGAAAGUGUAGGGAAGUCAGCAACUUUCCUUCUUAAUAUUGUCUCUCUAGUCCCUUUCACAUGAGAGGAAGUGGGUCUAGGUACGAAGGAUCCAUCCUAAACUUGACAGAAAAGGGAAUUUGCAUCAUCCCUGUCACUCCUCCUGCCCUGAAAGCAGAACCAGCUUACAGCAUGAUUUUAUAAGAUGAUUCAAUUUACCCACCACUACACAUGGUGGGCAUAUGGGAGAACUAUACACACACACACACACACACACACACACACACACACACACACACACACACACACACACGGAAAGGGGACUUGGAAUUUCCCCUACUUCCUACAACUUCUCAAAGGCUUGGCCUUAUGCAAGUUAAACAGUGGUGCUCAAGAUGUACUUAAGGAACAAAUACAUUUUAUAUACCCUCCCAUUUUUCUUUAAAGCCUUUUCUUCCAGGAACUCAUCUUACCAGUGAAAAAUCCUCUCUUAAGUGAGGCCUACUGUUUUAAAUUAAAUAUAUGUUCGUAUGUGUACAAGAACUAAAGAUAAGUUACCGCUGUGGAUUAUCAAUUAUGUAAAUUCUAUGUGGUAUCAUGUUAGGUUUUCUUAGAUUGGAAAAAUCUGUCUUAAUAGCUGACUCUGUAAGAACUUCCGUAGGAACUGUAAGCUGGGAUUUUUCCAGGGUCUUUCCAAAUUCUCAUUUGGGAAACUAAGCUGAGCAUCUUCAAUCAAAGGAGGCUUGGUUAGAGGAGCGAGGGUGAUCACUGGGAACAGGAGAAAGGGGUGGUCAGAGUAGCUCCAGUGUUACUAAGAAAUGGACCUGGCAUACAUAAGGACCAAAGGAGCAACCAUCUUUGAACCCAAGGAAAAAGACUUGGAAGUAAUAUAAAGAAGCUUUUUCUAAUCAUCAGAGAGAGCUUGUAACGGGAUGGUCUAGUUAGCAAAGUUAAGAAUAUCAAUUAUCAUUUUUUCCUAAAGUCCAUUUAUUGAUAGCUUAUUUGGUGCUAAGCCCUUAUGGUGCAUUUUAUCAGGUUAUCAGUUAACAGAGCCCUGCUCAGUACACAACCUUUCCCCAUUCGAUAAAUAGAAACUGAAGUUCAAAGGCACUGAGGAGCUGAGGCCCAGACACAUGCUUAGUCCACUCUAUCAGGGGAAGAGAUCUUGACAGCACCUAAAUGACUAUUACUGGAGACUCAAAUUUGCAAGUCUUUAGAAGUCCCAGCCCCAGACCAACCCUAAGAGCUUAGAAACUAAAGAAGCAGUGAGGAAGAACUAACCUUCAGUGAAGAGCUUCACUGUGGCGCCAACGUGAAUGUCUCGGGUGCGCUUACUCACUGGACAGGGAGAGCUGAGCUCCUGAACCUGCAGCUUACUAAACCUUACAAUUAGCAUUCGGAGACUCCAAUUGGCGUCAACCAAGACUUCUACUCAGUGCUUUACUGAGACAGCUUACUUAAUCCUUUCAGUAAGCCCAAGAGUCAAGGCAUUACCACUGCCCAUUUUAGGCCUGAGAGAGCCAAGUCUCCAGGAAUUAAGUGAUUUGCUCAAGUUCUUACCAACCGAGGCACUACAGAUACUGAAACCCAGUAGCAAGUGACAUACCCAUGCCAUCUCUCCUGACACCCAGCCCAUUUUCCUGUUCCUGAAUCAAAGGCUCUAGAGUCACCAGAGUCAAUUCACAGGACAGUGCUGAAAUUCUAAUUUUGAGGGUGAUCAAAUGUUGAUUAGAGAAAGUAAUUUCAACAAUAGGACUGUCGGUAACCAUCCUAAUCAAUUUUGAACUACAUAUGCAUAGAGAUUGCGGAGACCAUUACAAUCUGUGACUAUAGCGUUGACUUCUGUCAUCUUUUUUGAAAGACUUGUUUUUGACUCAAAGGAACCACAGUGACAGCCCUGAAUGGUUGAUAAGCAUAAGGCCAUAAUUAGCUGUGUGUCCCUGCAUAUAUAUGUGUGUAUAUGUUUGUAUUUGUAUGUACAUAUCUAUUUUCAAACUGUGAUUGAGUAUUUAAAUAUUCCUACUGCCAUUCUCUAAGUGAAUACACAUGAAGAAAUGCCUUUGAAUUUCCUAAUAGAGGAUAGCCAGCCCUUGGGCUGCCUGUCACAUUUUACCGCAUUCCUCAUUUUUCUCAUGAUUUGUGUAGCAGGGAAUGUGUUCAACCAUGAUGAGUUUUCAUUGUUCAAAUUCUUUGUUUACAGCUUUUCUCCUUAAAGCAAUAAACCAUCAGCAAAAGUGA